AUGGAGGUUAGGCUCCGGGUGGGGUGCCACGCCCUGAUCCAUCACCACAUCUUCACCAACCUCAUCCUCGUCUUCAUCAUCCUCAGCAGCAUCUCGCUGGCCGCCGAGGACCCCAUCCGGGCCCACUCCUUCCGCAACAUCAUUCUGGGGUACUUCGACUACGCCUUCACCUCCAUCUUCACCGUGGAGAUCCUGCUCAAGAUGACAGCCUACGGCGCCUUCCUCCACAAAGGGUCCUUCUGCAGGAACUGGUUCAACUUGCUGGAUCUGCUGGUCGUGAGCGUCUCCCUCAUCUCCUUCGGGAUCCACUCCAGCGCCAUCUCUGUGGUGAAGAUUUUGCGGGUGCUGCGCGUGCUGCGGCCUCUCCGAGCCAUCAACCGGGCCAAGGGGCUGAAGCACGUGGUCCAGUGCGUCUUCGUGGCCAUUCGCACCAUCGGCAACAUCAUGAUCGUCACCACCCUGCUGCAGUUCAUGUUCGCCUGCAUCGGGGUGCAGCUGUUCAAGGGUCCGUCAUCCCCCCCCCCGCCUGACAUCCGCCCGCCCCCCAGGGGCACGUUCAUCGUGUACAAGGACGGGGACGUGGGGCACCCCAUGGUGCGUGAGCGGGUCUGGCACAACAGCGACUUCAACUUCGACAACGUCCUGUCCGGCAUGAUGGCCCUGUUCACCGUCUCCACCUUCGAGGGCUGGCCCAGCCUGCUGUACAAGGCGAUCGACGCCAAUGGGGAGAACCUCGGCCCCAUCUACAACUACCGGGUGGAGAUCUCCGUCUUCUUCAUUGUCUACAUCAUCAUCAUCGCCUUCUUCAUGAUGAACAUCUUCGUGGGCUUCGUCAUCAUCACCUUCCGCGCCCAGGGCGAGCAGGAGUACCGCAACUGUGAGCUGGACAAGAACCAGGUACUGCCCCACGGCCGGCCCCAUAGCCUGCCCCCCGCCUGCCCCACGGCCUCCUCAGCCCCCCGUCACCUUCCGCGCCCAGGGCGAGCAGGAGUACCGCAACUGCACUACGAGCAGUCGCAGCCCUUCAACUACGUCAUGGACCUGCUCAACAUGGUCUUCACCGGCCUCUUCACCGUGGAGAUGGUGCUGAAAAUCAUCGCCUUCAAACCCCGGCACUAUUUCUGCGAUGCCUGGAACACCUUCGACGCGCUGAUCGUGGUGGGCAGCGUGGUGGACAUCGCCGUCACCGAGGUCAAUAAUGGCGGCCAUGUCGGAGAGAGCUCGGAGGACAGCUCCCGCAUCUCCAUCACCUUCUUCCGCCUCUUCCGCGUCAUGCGCCUCGUGAAGUUGCUCAGCAAAGGCGAAGGGAUCCGCACCCUGCUCUGGACCUUCAUCAAGUCCUUCCAGGCCCUGCCCUACGUUGCCCUGCUGAUCGCCAUGAUCUUCUUCAUCUACGCCGUCAUCGGCAUGCAGACCUUUGGCAAAGUGGCGCUGCAGGACGGGACGCAGAUCAACCGCAACAACAACUUCCAGACGUUCCCCCAGGCCGUGCUGCUGCUCUUCAGGUGCGCCACGGGGGAGGCCUGGCAGGAGAUCAUGCUGGCCAGCCUGCCCGGGAAACGCUGCGACCCCGAGUCGGACGUGGGGCCUGGCGAGGAAUUCACCUGCGGGAGCCACUUCGCCAUCGUCUACUUCAUUAGCUUCUUCAUGCUCUGUGCCUUCCUGAUCAUUAAUCUCUUUGUGGCCGUGAUCAUGGACAAUUUCGACUACCUGACCCGGGACUGGUCCAUCCUGGGCCCCCACCACCUGGACGAGUUCAAACGCAUCUGGUCGGAGUACGACCCCACCGCCAAGGGCCGCAUUAAACACUUGGACGUGGUGACUCUGCUACGCCGGAUCCAGCCGCCCCUCGGCUUCGGGAAGCUCUGCCCCCACCGCGUGGCCUGUAAGAGGCUGGUGGCCAUGAACAUGCCCCUCAACGCAGAUGGCACCGUCACCUUUAACGCCACCCUCUUUGCCCUGGUCCGCACCUCGCUAAAGAUCAAGACCGAAGGGAACUUGGACCAAGCCAACAAAGAGCUCCGGGCCGUCAUCAAGAAGAUCUGGAAGAGAACGAAACCCAAACUCCUGGACGAAGUGAUACCUCCGCCAGAAGGUGAGAAACACCCACCACGACCACCACCACAUACAGCCGGGCUGCAGACCCUGCAGGACCUGGGCCCCGAGAUGCGCCGGGCGCUGUCCUGCGACCUGGAGGAGGGGGAGGAGGCGGCCGGGGAGACCCUGUGUGAGGAGGAGCAGCUGACGUGCCAGACCCCAGAGGGACUGCUCGGCAGCGCCCCCGACCACCACCCCACGGCGCCCAUCUCCGCCCCGUCCGAGGGGGGUGGGGAGCCCCUGGCCAACAGGCUGCUGGACCCCCGGCGCCCCUCUUCCGCCAGUCUGGCCAGGACCCCCAACGGCCCCCCCAGCUACGAGGAGAACGAGGGGGGGCAGGAGGAGCUGCCAGAGCUACCCCACAUCCCCAGCAGGCGCCGCAUGAGCAGGCGGAGCUCCGACGGGAGCUGUAUCCCCCCGACGGUGCAUGAAGAGCCCACCCCAGCCGAGGAGGACAGCGAGGGGACUGCGGGGCAGCAAGGCUACAAUAGCCGGGAGGAGGACUCAGAGAGCCUGGCUUCUCGGGACAGGCAGCCGUGUCUGGGGGACGCCCGCCUCUACCGGCACCGCUGGAACAAUGGCUAUGGGGGGUCCCUGCCGCUGCCACACCGCCGCCUCUCCAACGCCCACCUGGAUGGGGGGCCUGGGGGCCGCCUGGCCAAGCGCCGACGCCUCCUGCCCCCCACGCCCGCAGGCCGGAAGCCGCCCUUCCUCAUGCAGUGUUUGCAGCGGCAGGGCAGCUGUGAGGACAUGCCCAUCCCGGGCACCUACCACCAGAACGCCCCGGCCCGGCGCCACCCCCCCCAGGGCUACGGCAGCGCCGCCUCGUGGCACAGCACCACCCCCCCGGGGGACUCCUCGCAGGCGUGGGCGGCGCCCCCCAGGCGGGGCCGGCUGCUCUACGCCCCACUGCUGCUGGUGGAGGAGGGGGGGCUGACGGUCAGGGGCUGGGGGGAGAAGAGCAGCAGCCGCAGCCUCCCGCCCCCCUCCCGCGCCCGCUGUCUCCACGUGCCCAGCCCCGGCUACCACGACCAGCGGGGCAGCGCUGACAGCCUGGUGGAAGCCGUGCUGAUCUCCGAGGGCCUGGGGCUCUACGCCCGGGACCCCAAGUUCGUGGCCUUCGCCAAGCGGGAGAUCGCCGACGCCUGUCACAUGACCAUCGCCGAGAUGGACAGCGCCGCCUCCGACCUGCUGAGCCGCGGGCGGGGAGCCGGGGGGCGCGGGGGCCCUGGGCAGCGACGGCGAGGGGGCCCCCUGGGCAGCGACGAGGAGCCCUUCCGCUCACGGGCUGAGGACGAGCUGGCUGACGAGAUGGUCUGUGUGGCCUCGUAUUGACCGGAGCGGGGGCGCGAGGACCCCCCCGAGGAGACCCCCAGCCCCCCCAGGACUCAGAGUUACGGCUGGACCCGCCCCCAAGGGCAGGGAGCCGUGGGACACACACACACCCCCGGGGGCUGCAGCCAGGGGGAAUGGGGGGCAGGAGAAGACACAGCAGAGGAGGGGCUUCCCCCCCGAACGCAGCCCCCCCAUUGCCGAGGCGGGCUCCUGCCCUAGCGGUGGCUGUGCCAGCAGCCCCCCCACUUUGCUGAAUCCACGCCCCCACCCAAUGGGGAGCCGCCCCUGGGUCAGGGGGGCGGAGCUAGGACACUCCAAUAAAGUC
Chrysemys picta bellii (western painted turtle) is the source of this 3757-nucleotide messenger RNA. The record is from RefSeq and is a predicted model, not a curated record. Lineage: Eukaryota; Metazoa; Chordata; Testudines; Emydidae.